This is a messenger RNA of Closterium sp. NIES-65, 768 nucleotides long. Lineage: Eukaryota; Viridiplantae; Streptophyta; Zygnematophyceae; Desmidiales; Closteriaceae. The record is from the annotation of a GenBank genome assembly.
AUGUUUGACACCCUUCCCGUCGCCCUUUCUCUCCCCCCUCCCUUCCCAUCGCGCUCUCUCUCUCUCCGCUCCCUUCCCGUCGCCCUCUCUUGCGUUGCCCUCUCCCUCGCCCCUCCCUUCCCAUCGUGCUCUCUCUCUCUCCGCUCCCUUCCCGUCGCCCUCCCUCCCGUCGCCCUCUCUCUCCCCCCUCCCUCCCCAUCGCGUGCUCUCUCCUCCGCUCCCUUCUCGUCACCCUCUCUCCCGUCGCCCUUUCUCUCCCCCCUCCCUUCCCAUCGCGAUCUCUCUCUCCACUCCCUUCCCGUCGCCCUCUCUCCCGUCGCCCUCUCUCUCCCCCCUCCCUUCCCAUCGUGCUCUCUCUCUCUCCGCGCCCUUCCCGUCGCCCUCUCUCCCGUCGCCCUCUCUCCCAUCGCCCUCGCUCUCUCCUUUGUUCUGUCCCGUCGCCCUCUCUCCCGUCGCCCUCUAUCUCUCACGUCGCCCUCGCUCUGUCCCGUCGCCCACGCUCUCUCCCGUCGCCCCCGCUCUCUCCCGUCGCCUCGCAAAAUUCUCUGCCGUCUCGUAGUCCUUGUUCCCGUUCCCUUGCUCUCUCCCCUCCUUUUCCACCGCCCUUGGUCUCUCCCCUCCAUUUCCGUCGCCCGCGCUCUCUCCCCUCUGUUCUCGUCGCCCUCGCGUUCUCCCCUCCCUUUCCAUUGCCCUCGCUCUCUUCCCUCCCUAUCCGUCUCCCUUGCUCUCUCCCCUCCAUUUCCGUCGCCCUCGCUCCACCUCAUCUGA